GAGGGCGUUGAAAUUUGCCGAAGAAGAAGGCGGGUGCUUUGGCCGAGACGUCGUCCACUUACAACGGGUGAAGCCACGGACCUUAGGCACAUAGGCUCUUCCCCCUGUGGCCAUUUUGCCUCCAUUUCUAGUCGCAACUUCAACCUCACCUUACAGCUCUCCGCGCCUUCCACCAACAACACAGCCCGUCACCAUGUCUGCCUCUCUAGCGCCCGAAUGCAACGAAGUCAAAGAACGCUACGACACAUGCUUCUUGAAAUGGUACAGCGAAAAGUACCUUCGAGGGACUGGCACGGAUAACAACGAGUGCGCCGAUCUCUUCAAAAACUACCAAAAGUGUUUGACGGUGAGUGUAGAUGGCAUCAAGAGGCUUGCCGCAGUGAUCCGGAGGGCGACUUUGUUCCCAACUGACGCCCAUCAGGUCGCGCUCAAGGAACGCGGAAUAGACAAGUUGUUGGACGAGGCGCGAGAGGACCAGAAAGACAACGAUGCGACGUACAUGGGACGCAAAUGAGACAUGGGGAUUGCAGUAGCACAGUCACGUAUGGUUGCUAUUUUGGCGUUGUUUUCCAGGGUUGCAUUUGUUGGACGCAAUGUGGCA
Colletotrichum navitas is the source of this 601-nucleotide messenger RNA. RefSeq lists its product as uncharacterized. The transcript has 4 exons. Gene Ontology annotation, molecular function: phosphatidic acid transfer activity. NCBI's taxonomy places the organism in Eukaryota, Fungi, Ascomycota, Sordariomycetes, Glomerellales, Glomerellaceae. Gene Ontology annotation, biological process: phospholipid translocation. Gene Ontology annotation, cellular component: mitochondrial intermembrane space; nucleus; cytosol. The record is from RefSeq and is a predicted model, not a curated record. Bases 194 to 514 code for a protein of 106 amino acids.